AUGGCCUCUUCACUCGCUGAUGCCCCCCCAACCUCUGCAACCGGCUCGGUCCUCGUCUCCUCGCAACCGGUUCCUGAAGGAUCGCAUGAAGUCCAUGGGGUGGACUUUGAUCAGUUCCAGGGCCGUGAUAUUACGGUGGCUGAAUUGGUGGACAAUCUGACCCAUACAGGAUUCCAGGGCAGCGCGGUUGCCGAUGCUGCCCGUAUUAUCAAUGAAAUGCGUGCUUUCCGUCACCCCGAAACCGGUGCAAAAACAACCAUCUUUCUCGGCUAUACAUCCAAUUUGAUCUCGUCCGGUCUGCGAGAUACCUUGCGAUACCUCGUGAAACAUAACCAUGUGUCUGCCAUUGUGACCACGGCUGGCGGGGUGGAGGAGGAUCUGAUCAAAUGCUUAGCUCCCACCUACCUCGGGUCGUUCGUGACCCCCGGUGCGGGCCUGCGGGCCAAGGGACUGAACCGCAUCGGCAACCUCCUGGUGCCCAAUAACAACUACUGUGCCUUUGAGGACUGGGUGGUUCCAAUUCUGGACCGGAUGUUGGAAGAACAGGAGGCGGCCAAGCGCAAGGCCCGAGAGACGGGAGACGAGGAGUACGAACUUCACUGGACACCCAGCCGCAUCACCGAGCGACUGGGCCGGGAGAUCAACCACGAGGACUCGGUGCUCUACUGGGCCGCCCGCAAUCAGAUCCCCGUGUUUUGCCCUGCGCUGACCGACGGAUCGCUGGGGGAUAUGCUGUAUUUCCAUACCUUUAAGUCAUCCCCGCAGCGAUUGCGCGUGGAUAUUGUCGACGACGUGCGGCGCAUCAACACCAUGGCGGUUCGAGCGGCGCGCGCCGGGAUGAUCAUUCUGGGUGGUGGUGUGGUCAAGCACCACAUUGCCAAUGCGUGUCUGAUGCGGAACGGGGCCGAGCACGCGGUAUACGUGAACACCGCCCAGGAGUUCGAUGGGAGCGAUGCAGGUGCGCGACCCGACGAGGCCGUGAGCUGGGGCAAAAUCAAAACAGACGGCCAAGCUGUCAAAGUGUAUGCCGAGGCAACCGUGGUGUUUCCCCUCAUUGUGGCUGCGUCGUUUGCUCGGGCAGUAAAGAACUGA
Molecule: messenger RNA, 1092 nt
Organism: Penicillium alfredii
Lineage: Eukaryota; Fungi; Ascomycota; Eurotiomycetes; Eurotiales; Aspergillaceae
Product: deoxyhypusine synthase
Exons: 3
Coding region: 1-1092 (363 amino acids)
Biological process (GO): peptidyl-hypusine biosynthetic process
Cellular component (GO): cytoplasm
Molecular function (GO): deoxyhypusine synthase activity
Source: RefSeq, a predicted model, not a curated record